Messenger RNA from Penicillium robsamsonii, 300 nucleotides. RefSeq lists its product as uncharacterized. The transcript has a single exon. NCBI's taxonomy places the organism in Eukaryota, Fungi, Ascomycota, Eurotiomycetes, Eurotiales, Aspergillaceae. The coding region runs from base 1 to 300 and encodes 99 amino acids. The record is from RefSeq and is a predicted model, not a curated record.
AUGGUCUUGGAACGAAAUUCCGGUGGCUUUGAUGUGCAGAUAGAAGCGAAACUUCCACGUCCCCUGGACCUCAUACUGGUCGAGCGCCAGAAUUAUUCCGAAUAUCUACUCCUGAAAGUCAAUGAACUCUAUUCCAGACGUUGCGGAGAAGGCCUGGAGCGGCAUCCAACUGUGGACAUAUGCGCAAAGCUUGAGAAUAACCUCACACCUGGUGUGAGACCGGUUAGCGAUGAGGAACUGUUCUCCAUGGAUGGGCAAGCGGAUGUCUUGAGAUUCACGGGAUUUGUCCGUAGUUUCUAA